Molecule: messenger RNA, 2534 nt
Organism: Ceratosolen solmsi marchali
Lineage: Eukaryota; Metazoa; Arthropoda; Insecta; Hymenoptera; Agaonidae
Gene: 5PtaseI
Product: inositol polyphosphate-5-phosphatase A
Exons: 11
Coding region: 48-2525 (825 amino acids)
Biological process (GO): phosphatidylinositol dephosphorylation
Molecular function (GO): inositol-polyphosphate 5-phosphatase activity
Source: RefSeq, a predicted model, not a curated record
UGCACAUGAAUGCCUGAAUAAUUAUUUGCAAAAGCUCAACUAUAAAAAUGGCAUCAGUUGGUGUUCCCUUUUUAUUUAUUACAGCCAAUGUCGGAAGUAUCUUUGAAGAGCCAGACGUAAUGCUAAAAAUUUGGACUGAAGAAUUUUUAUCCACGGUAUCACGACUCGAUCCCAAAUUUAUUGCCUUACAUUGCCAGGAAGUCGGGGGAAAAAAUUACGCUGAAAGUAUGAGGCAUGUUGAAGAUUUUAUAAGAUUAUUAAUGUCCUCAGAAGAAUUGCGAUUAUUUGAUAAAGUCAGAGUUUUUCUAGAUGAAGAUUUUUCCUCUGCUGAGUGUUUUACAGCACUUGGCAAUUUAUAUUUUGCCCACGAAAAUUUGAAGGAGGUGUUAUUAUGGGAUUUUAAAGAGGGAAUUUUCAUACCAGCGAAUGGACGAGAAAUAAACUCGGGUAACAUAGAAGGAGUGACGACCAAAGAAAAAGCUAAAUUUCCGCAAGAUUUCUUUCCCGAGUGUAAAUGGUCGAGGAAAGGAUUUCUUAGAACAAGAUGGAGUAUCAGCGGCACAGUAUUUGAUCUCAUAAACAUUCAUUUAUUCCACGAUGCUAGUAAUUUUAUCGCAAUGGAAACGUUUCCAUCAGUAUAUAGUAAAACACGACGAAGAGCUUUGGAGCAUACGUUAGAUAGGUUUCACAACGACCAUUAUCCAAAUUCCCCCUACUUCCUUUUUGGAGAUUUUAAUUUUAGAACAGACACAGCCGGUGUCAUCAAGAAAUUGACGGCAGAGACACGCGAGAAGAAACAAUCCAACAAGGGAAAUCUCUCAAAGUUGCAAUUUCACAACGAACGUGACGAUCUCAUUCUAACCCUCGGCAAAAAAGAAUUCUCACAUCAUGCGCAUCAGCAUAUCUUCGCGGAAAACAGUGGCGAAUGGCUUCGGGAGUAUGAUAAGGAGUUGAGGGACUUUAACGGGCGGCUGUUCGAGUUCCCGAUUCGCUUCUUGCCAAGUUAUCCUUUUAAGGAAGACGUUAAAGAAGGAACAAACUAUAUGCAGACUCGUGUACCGGCAUGGUGUGAUCGAGUAUUACUAAGCCCAUCCGCGAAAUCGCUUAUCAAGGAUAUUACGUUGCCCAAUGCUAUCGAGUAUGGUAUUAUCGGACAACUUGCAUGCAUGGGAGAUCACAAGCCAGUCUACCUGAAGGUUGCGCUAAUCUCGGAUGCAGGUAUGAUAAAUUGCUGCAUUACUGUGGGCUCUGAGCUCUGCUUUCGCGUGCCAGAAAGCUACUCGACUUCUGAACACCUACCACUCACCACAUCCCCACUAUUAUCCUCUUCGUCAGUCCUGCCUAGCUGUUGUAGUUGUGCACGUGUUGCGACAAUUGAACACUCGUCGCACAAUAACCUCCUGCAUGCAGCCCCUUUUAAGCAUGAUCCUUACACUCCGGACAGCAUGGACAGUCCAAGCCCCAACGCGAUUAUUGUCGCCUCGGAGGAUAUACCACCAAAUUUGGAUAUGCAAUCUAUCUCAAGCACUGAUGAGCAAUCGGAAAAUAUACAAGAAAAAUGCGAACGACCAAUUAAGCAUUUCGAUAGGGCUGUAUCACCAUCUCUACUUAAGUCAAAACUGGAGUUAAUUGCCGAGAGAAGUCUAUGGGAGAAAUACAGCAGAUGUGGAUCCGCUUCUGCAUCUAAUUCUAGCUCCGAUACUGGUAAUGGUAAUGGUAAUCCAGACAGUGACCAAUGGAGUGCGAGGAAAAGUCGUAGUAGCAGUGACAUUUCUUGGCAGCGAUCACAUCUUCUAACAAGAGUCUGGUUGCAAGGUAAAAGCCAUCAAGCAUAUCACUCCUUCUCCAAUAAUUUACAUCGUACAGAUGAUGAUCAGGGACAAACAAAUGAAUUCGCUAGCAUCAAGAGUGAUCGAAAAUACCAGCAAUAUCCUUUUAGCGCUGAUUUUGUCAUUCCGAGGAUAGCAAUCAUUAAUGCUAGUAAUUUCGAAUCCAAUGCUAGUUCCGUCCAUUUAUAUGAUGACUGCAUUCCAAAAAGAUUUUCUACAAUUAAUAUGGGUCAAUCAUCCGAUCAAUAUUUGGAUAUUUUAUAUGCUAAUACAAGAACUAGAAGUCUUAGUGAAGCCGAUUCCAGUCAGGGUAGAUCUCCAAUAGGUUUUACGCUUGAAGAAGACGAACUGGAAGAAAAAUUAGAAGAUGAGGAAAUGAAAGUGAAUAAACAGUUCUCUGAAAUUUUGUUGGGCGGUGAAUAUACUUCUUUGUCAGAACAUGAGACAAAACAAUUGAAGGGCACUGAUAUUACGUCACAAACACAUAGGAUCACUAAUCCUAUUCUUGUAACAAUUGAAGCUGGACAAGAAAUUAUGCCGACUGCAUCGAGAAAUACCACAAGGAGUAACUCAAUACAGAGUCAAGAAGCUAAUAUCAGUUUGAAAUUAAAAGCUUAUAACAAAGUUACAGAGAGAUGUAAGCACAACAUCAUUGAAAGAAAAGGUCGUUGUGAAAAAUGCUGUGUCGUUUCAUAAUAUAAAUAC